This is a messenger RNA of Budorcas taxicolor (takin), 561 nucleotides long. It is a transcript of the gene SREK1IP1, whose product is annotated as SREK1 interacting protein 1. NCBI's taxonomy places the organism in Eukaryota, Metazoa, Chordata, Mammalia, Artiodactyla, Bovidae. Bases 94 to 561 code for a protein of 155 amino acids. The record is from RefSeq and is a predicted model, not a curated record. Gene Ontology annotation, molecular function: nucleic acid binding; zinc ion binding. The transcript has 5 exons.
ACGGCCCCCUCGCUGGGUGUUGUCCUCGCGACCAGCGGGAAGCGAGAGAACCCUCCGAAGCCUAGGGCUUCUGCGACCCCUCUUACCAACGCCAUGGCAAUUCCAGGUUGCAACAAGGACAGUGUCCGAGCAGGCUGUAAAAAAUGUGGCUAUCCUGGUCACCUGACUUUCGAAUGCCGCAAUUUUCUCCGAGUAGAUCCCAAAAGGGAUAUAGUUUUGGAUGUCAGCAGCACAAGCAGUGAAGAGAGUGAUGAAGAGAAUGAGGAACUGAAUAAACUGCAGGCAUUACAAGAAAAAAGAAUUAAUGAAGAAGAGGAAAAGAAAAAAGCAAAAAGCAAAGAGAAAAUCAAGUUGAAAAAAAAAAGAAAGAGGUCUUAUUCAUCUAGUUCCACCGAAGAGGACACUUCAAAACAAAAGAAGCAAAAAUACCAGAAGAAAGAAAAGAAAAAGGAGAAAAAGAGUAAGUCAAAAAAGGGGAAGCAUCACAAAAAGGACAAAAAGAAGAGAAAAAAGGAAAAGCAUUCCUCUGCCCCUAACAGUUCUGAAAUCUCCAAAAAGUAA